AGGCACCGAGCUCAAGUUUUUAGCCACGGCAGGCGACCGCGUCCCUGCUCCUUUUUUGGGUGCCGUUUUUACCAGCAUGGGAAGUGGUGCCAGCGGUGCCAGCCGACCCGGUUCAGAGGAGAGACGGUGUGCCUGCACAUCGGGUGGAGAAGAUUCGAUUCCGCUCAAACCCGUGCGUGUGAAAGCCUAUACUGCGGAGGAAUGGGAGGCUGACUUCGGAGAGACGUGCCGACAACUCGCCAUGGAAGAGAUGACGGUCGAGAGCUGGGUGCCUGCGCUUGGCCAUGCCAGCACAGCGAGCCAUGUGAGCACGCCGUGCUUGGGAGAGAUGUUUGAAGGCACCUCUGCGUGUGGAGCACUCCAACCGCUGCUAUGUGUCCAGACCUACAAUGCAAAGCAAUGGGAGCCGUGCCGAAAGCCCACCGCGGUGUCCACCGCUGCAGCCAUGAACUCAGGAGAGAUCAGUACAAAGGACAAGCAGCAAGGCACCUGCAGCAGCUCAGAGUCCGGAGCAGAUUCGAAACCACUGGAACCUGUGCGCGCGAUGGGAUAUGCUGGAGAUGAAUUUGAAGCCCGCUUCGGAGAGAUUUGCCGAAAGCUCGCAAUGCAAGAGGGCCAAGAAUGAGUGCUUGGCAACAAAUUCGAUUCGUUCCAAUAUGAGAUGUCACUAGUCUUGGGAGGCUGAAACAUCUGACACUCAAGUGUUUUGCACCUCUCCGACAGGAAGAUGUCUUCCAGAUCCAAUGUUCAUUUGAUGUCGCCAGACGUUCCAUUUUCAGAGAGAAGCAUGCCCAUGGACGAGCCGUGUUCGCUAAUACCGCGACACGGUCUGACCUCUCCAAAAGCACACGCACACACACAUACACACAUAGACUUUGCAUAGACUUGGCAUAGGCUUGGCUUCGCGAGAUGCAGAGCUAUGGGACGAGCUUCUGAUGUCAUCAUGAUCCUCCCAGUUUUGAAGUGAGGCCUUUUCACAUUGAAGUGGGCCUUCGUCUGGGCAGAGCUUACAUUUUGACCAUGUUUGACCCAAACCAAUUCUCGGCGUGAAGGAUACUUGCUGCACUGGUUGAAUGCAGAGUCACUUUGGGUCGGAGGGGUGUCCAGAGCCUGCCAAGCUGACUCUGCAGGACUGGCUGCGUACGAGCCAUGUCCGAU
Molecule: messenger RNA, 1158 nt
Organism: Durusdinium trenchii
Lineage: Eukaryota; Dinophyceae; Suessiales; Symbiodiniaceae
Source: the annotation of a GenBank genome assembly